UGAUUGUUUUCAUGAGACCCCUCUCUUCUCCUCUGGAAAUUUUAGAUACUAAGGAAGAUGGAGAUGAGGAGAGUGAUGUCAAUUGUGGCAUGGGCAUUGAAGAAAAUGAAAAUGAAGUUUUAGAAGAAGAAGAAAUCGUGUUCGCACCGAUAGAGCAUCCCGUCGAACCUCCCGACGACGACCGGCCCGCCAAGUGCCCGAUGCCGGAGUCUUGCCCCCUAACUGAUGAAGGAGAAUUGAAGGAAUCAUUCAAGGAGAUCUUGCAAAAGGAAGCAGAAUUGUUGGUAGAAAUUGAAGAAAGUGCGGAUCAGCGACGUUCUGCGAAGGCCGAUCGGAAAAGGCAUCAUAGUGGUGCCACUGGAGAUCCUCCAAAGUUUCCGCAGUACAAUAUUUUUCAAGUGUUUCAACAAUGUAAACAACAUUAAGAUCGAAAAAAGCGCUUCGACGCAUCAUUGUAUUUAAAUGAUUGGUUUGGUGCUUUCUUGUAACUAGAUAGAUUGGUCCAAUGAUGAAAGUUGUGUCAUCUUUAAAAAGGUGUACAUGUAGAUAUGCAGAAUUAAGUAUUAGACUCUGCCCCCAACUAAAGCUGGGAAUUGGCCUCUCAAAUUUUGAAUGGUA
This is a messenger RNA of Ananas comosus (pineapple), 618 nucleotides long. RefSeq lists its product as uncharacterized. The transcript is spliced from 3 exons. Bases 12 to 425 code for a protein of 137 amino acids. Lineage: Eukaryota; Viridiplantae; Streptophyta; Magnoliopsida; Poales; Bromeliaceae. The record is from RefSeq and is a predicted model, not a curated record.